Daucus carota subsp. sativus is the source of this 1812-nucleotide messenger RNA. Its product is annotated as cysteine desulfurase, mitochondrial. NCBI's taxonomy places the organism in Eukaryota, Viridiplantae, Streptophyta, Magnoliopsida, Apiales, Apiaceae. Bases 128 to 1498 code for a protein of 456 amino acids. Gene Ontology annotation, biological process: [2Fe-2S] cluster assembly. The record is from RefSeq and is a predicted model, not a curated record. Gene Ontology annotation, cellular component: mitochondrion; cytosol. The transcript has a single exon. Gene Ontology annotation, molecular function: cysteine desulfurase activity; pyridoxal phosphate binding.
UUAGUAUAGGAAUUGGGUAAAACAUGGGUAACCCGUGGGUAAAAAGGCAAAACGGGCAUUGCACACAUUAAGAAGAUAUAGAUUCAUCAUCACCCACGAACCCCAACCCCCAAAACUCAUCCUCAUCAUGGCCGCCAAGCUUAUCACCACCGCCCUCCGCCGCACCGCCCUCCGCCGCACCGCCUCUCUCAAACCCAUUAAUCUCCGCCCCUUCUCCACCGCCGCUGCCACCAUCCCCGACCCCUACGAUGACCCUUCUUCCCUUACAGUCAAAGGCGUCAAAAUCUCAGGCAGGCCCUUGUAUCUCGAUAUGCAAGCCACUUCUCCGGUCGACCCACGUGUCUUAGACGCCAUGCUUCCCUUCUAUCUGUCUCGUUAUGGAAAUCCCCAUUCUCGAACCCAUCUCUACGGUUGGGAGUCCGAUGAGGCUGUCGAGAUUGCGCGUGGCCAGGUUGCGCAGCUGAUUAAUGCGUCACCCAAGGAGAUUGUGUUUACUUCUGGGGCUACGGAGAGUAAUAAUAUUUCGGUUAAGGGGACGCUUCACUUUUACAAGGAGAAAAAGAAGCAUGUGAUUACGACGCAGACGGAGCAUAAGUGUGUGCUUGAUUCGUGUCGCCAUUUGCAGCAGGAGGGGUUUGAUGUUACGUAUUUGCCGGUGAAGAGUGAUGGGUUGGUUGAUGUGGGGAAAUUGAGAGAUGCAAUUAGGCCCGAUACGGGGCUUGUUUCGGUUAUGGCUGUGAAUAAUGAGAUUGGUGUGAUUCAGCCUAUGGAGGAGAUUGGGGCGGUUUGUAAGGAGUUUAAGAUUCCGUUUCAUACGGAUGCUGCUCAAGCGUUGGGGAAGAUUGAUGUGGAUGUGGACAAGUGGAAUGUGAGUUUGAUGUCGUUGAGUGGGCAUAAGAUUUAUGGGCCGAAGGGGAUUGGGGCUUUGUAUAUGAGGCGUAGGCCGAGGAUUAGGGUUGAGCCGCAGAUGAAUGGGGGUGGACAGGAGAGGGGGAUUAGGAGUGGGACUGUGCCUACGCCGUUGGUUGUUGGAAUGGGAGCUGCGUGUGAGUUGGCGAGGAAGGAGAUGGAGUAUGAUGAGAAAAGGAUUAGUAUGUUGCAGGAGAGGAUGCUCAAUGGGAUUAGAGCUAAGCUUGACGGGGUUGUGGUGAAUGGGAGUGAGGAGAGGAGGUAUGUUGGGAAUUUGAAUUUGUCGUUUGCCUAUGUUGAGGGGGAGAGUUUGUUGAUGGGGUUGAAGGAAGUGGCUGUUUCUAGUGGAAGUGCGUGUACUAGUGCUAGCUUGGAGCCUUCUUAUGUGUUGAGGGCUUUGGGAGUGGAUGAGGACAUGGCACAUACUUCAAUUAGGUUUGGAAUUGGGAGGUUUACUACUGAGGAAGAGAUUGAUCGGGCGGUCGAGCUCACAGUGAAGCAGGUUGAGAAGUUGAGAGAGAUGAGUCCACUUUAUGAAAUGGUAAAGGAGGGGAUUGAUAUUAAAAGUAUACAGUGGGCGCAACAUUGAUUGCUGGCGAGAGAAGCUGUCAGAUGCUGGAUGCUAGUGGUUGUGACAUGACUACUGAUUGCUGGAUUGUGAUGAUAAGAUGCUGGUAAUUGCUAGAUGCUGAAGCGAAGCAUGAAAGCUUAAUGGUAUUAAUAGCUUGGAGGACUUAUAAGUCAGGUUUUAUUGUAGUUGUUUUAUGUUAGGUUUUGUUUUUAAAUGACAUUUUCAAAGCUUACACUAUGCUACCCUAAUAUGUAAUGUAUUCUCUUGUUGUGGAUAUAAAUAAUUUAUAUUCUGAAUGGGAAUAAUGAAAUUUAUGCUGUUUUGAUCAUCAA